Molecule: messenger RNA, 4210 nt
Organism: Hippopotamus amphibius kiboko
Lineage: Eukaryota; Metazoa; Chordata; Mammalia; Artiodactyla; Hippopotamidae
Gene: NINL
Product: ninein like
Exons: 25
Coding region: 336-3461 (1041 amino acids)
Biological process (GO): microtubule anchoring at centrosome
Cellular component (GO): centrosome
Molecular function (GO): calcium ion binding
Source: RefSeq, a predicted model, not a curated record
CAGGCCCGGAGGAGUGCGGCGCUGGGGCCUCCAGACACAAAGAGCGGCCGCGGGACGCGGGUGGGAGAAGAGCGCCCGCCCGCGCCCUUGGCCUGCAUGCGCGCGGGCGGAACCGGAGACGCCCUCCGCCCAGAAUGCUGGGCCUGCCUGAGUCACACCGCUUGCCUGUGCCUGGACGGCCAGAGACGAAUCACCUGCUGUCUUGGGACAGUGUCUCAGGUUCCUGGUGAUGAGGGAAAAGAGAGGAAAAGAAGUGCUUCUGAGCGGCCAGGAACUCAACUGUGCAUUGGGCAAAGCCUGCGUGACCGAGGUGCUGUGGGCCAGCCUGCGAUGGGAUGGACGAAGAGGAAGAGAGCCACUAUGUCUCGCAGCUCAGGGACGUCUACAGCAGCUGUGACACCACAGGGACAGGCUUCCUGGACCGGGAGGAGCUGACCCAACUCUGCCUGAAGCUUCAUCUGGAAAAGCAACUGCCAGUCCUUCUGCAAACACUUCUAGGAAAUGACCGCUUUGCCAGGGUUAACUUCGAGGAAUUUAAGGAUGGUUUCGUGGCUGUGUUGUCAUCACAGGCUGGUGUUGCCUCCUCAGACGAAGACAGUGGGUCUUUGGAGUCAGUUGCCCCCCGGGCCGUCCCCCCAAAGUACGUGAGUGGCUCUAAGUGGUACGGCCGUCGGAGCCGGCCCGAGCCCUGCGACACUGCAGGUGGAGCCCAGUGUUUACCGGAGCAGCCUGCCAGGCCCAGCGCGAGAAGCCAGCUCCGCCGCUCUGCGUCCCUGGAGAGUGUGGAGAGUCUCAAGUCCGAUGAAGAAGCCGAAAGUGCGAAGGAGCCUCAGAGUGAGUUGUUUGAAGCACAAGGCCAGCUGCCAAGCUGGGGUUCUGAGGUCUCCGGGAGCCCCCAGAAGCCCUGCAGCCCCUCCUUCGAAACCUCCGAGAGCCGGGUCCGGGGCCUCUGGGAAGAGUUGGGUGUGGGCAGCGGCGGCCACCUCACCGAGCAGGAGCUGGCCCUGGUCUGCCAGAGCGUGGGCCUCCAUGGCCUGGAGAAGGAGGAACUUGAAGACCUGUUCAACAAGCUGGACCAAGACGGGGACGGCAGAGUGAGUCUGGAGGAAUUCCAGUUUGGCCUGUUCAAUCAUGGGUCCCCUCGACUUCUGGAAUCUUCCACGCUUGUCAAACCGAGGGGGUCCUGGUCUCAUUACCAGGUCCUGGAGGAGGGCGGCGGCCAGACCACGGCGUCGUCCCUCGUGUCUCUGAGUUCGGGCCCGCGCCUCCUGUGCAGCGUGGAUGACGGCAGCGGGUUUGCUUUCCCGGAGCAGAUCGUCGCCCUGUGGGCCCAGGAGGGGGUGCACACCGGCAGGGAGGUCCUGCAGAGCCUCGACUUCCGUGUGGACGAGAAGGUGAACCUUUUGGAGCUGACCUGGGCGCUUGAGAAUGAACUCAUGACGGUGGGCAGUGCCACUCAGCAGGCAGCCUUGGCCUGCUACCGCCAGGAGCUGAGCUUCCGCCAGGGGCAGGUGGAGCAGAUGGCCAGGGAGCGAGACAAGGUGAGGCGGGACCUGGAGAAAGCCGAGCAGAGGAACCUGGAGUUCGUGAAGGAGACGGACGACCUCCACUCCGCCCUGGAGCAGCUCGCGGAGGAGAAGGUCAGACGCCUGGAGCAGGGGUACAGGGGGAGGCUGAGCCUCCUGCGGUCCGAGGUGGAGAUGGAGCGUGAGCUGUUCUGGGAGCAGGCCCGGCGGCAGAGAGCUGCGCUGGAAGAGGAUCUGCAGCGCCUUCGGGCCGAGGAGGCCAGCCUCCGUGAGAAGCUGACCCUGGCCCUGAAGGCUGUGGAGAGCAUCCCACGACCGGCGCCCACCCUGCAUUUGCUUCCAGAAAACAGUCGAUUGCAGAAGGAGAUGAUUGAAGUUGUGGAGAAGCUCUCAGAGUCGGAGAAGCUGGUCCUGAAGCUGCAGAAUGACCUGGAGUUUGUGUUGAAGGACAAGUUGGAGCCACAGAGCCCAGAGCUCCUGGCCCAGGAGGAGCGGUUCUCAGAGGUCCUGAAGGAGUACCAACUCAAGUGCCGGGACCUGCAGGACCGCAACGACGAGCUGCAGGCCGCACUGGAAGGCCUGCGGGCACAGCCGCCCCCACGUCGGCGCGACCGGCUGCCCCCGGGACAUGGCCCGGCAGGAAUCGUCACAUUUGCGGGUGAUUCCGUCCCAGUGAGCAUAGAAACGGAGAUAAUGUUGGAGCAGGUGAAGGAACGUUACCAAGACCUCGAGAUUCAGCUGGAGACCAAGGUGAAUGACUAUGAAAGGGAAAUGGAAGUGAUGAAAAGGGCCUUUGCAGAGGAGAGAAAGGAGCUGGAGCGGGCCUUCAAGCUCGAGGUCAGCGUGCUGCAGGGUCAGAAGGCCGAGCUGGCGACGCUGCACCAGGAGUCGCAGGAGGUGGUCCGAGGCCUGCGGGACCGGCUGCAGCGGAGGGCGGCGCUGGAGCGGGGCCACGCGCGGCGGCUGGCCCAGGAGAGGGACCGGCUGGAGGAGGCUCUGCGGCGGCUCAGAGUCGAGUUGGAUAAGCUUUCUGAAGAAAACAUAUUUUUGAAAAAUGAGCUGGGAAGGAUCCGGGAAGAGCUUGAAGCUGCAGAAAGGACAGAAGCUGCACAGAGGAAGGAAAUUGAGAUUUUAAAGAGAGACAAGGAAAAGGCCUGCUCUGAGAUGGAAGAGCUCUGCAUACAGAGUCAGAAAUGCAAGGAUGAAUUGUCCCAGCUCAACCACAGGGUCCUACAGCUGGGAGAGGAGGCCUCUACCCACCAGGCCCAGAGUGAGAAGAAUCACAUCACUGUUCAGCUGCUAACACAGAGCCUGGCAGAGGCAGCACGCCGGGAGGAGCUGCAGGGUAAUCAAAUCCAAAAACUUGAACUUGAACUUGAACACGUGACUCAGGAACGUCAGAGCCUGCGAUUGGCACAGUCACAGCUGAGAGAGGCCCUCGAAGAGAGUCGGGACCAGCUGCACGGAGCCGCCCUGAGGCUGAGGCUGGCCGGGUCCCAGCACGCCCGCAAGGUGGAACAGCUGCAGGAGCAGAUGGCGCAGCUGGUGCCUCAGGGCCACGUGGCUGAGCUGCAGCGGCUGCUGGAAGGGGAGCGGCGGGCGGCUCAGCGGCUCCAGGAGGAGGAACGAGAAGCACAUGAAAAACGGCUGAAAGCCACAGAAGAGCGGGUGGAAGAGGUAGAAAGGAUUUUGAAGAACGUGGAAGUGCUCCUCCAAGAGAAAGUGGGUGAGCUGAAGGAGCAGUUUGAAAAGAACACACGAUCUGAUCUGCUGCUCAAGGAGCUCUAUGUGGAAAAUGCUCACUUAACGAAAGCGCUUCAGGUCACUGAAGAGAAGCAACGAGGUGCUGAGAAAAAAUCCCGAUUCUUGGAAGAAAAGGUUAGAGCUCUCAACAAACUACUCAGUAAGAUUGCAUCGGCAUCCCUCUCUGUCUAGACUGCUUUUCUUCCUGGAGUUCAUUUUGAAAGAACAUCAUUGAAAAGUAAGCCACUGUGAUGCCAUAACUUCUAUGGCUCAUUGGCUGUGAACUACUGGACAGAUGGGGACUGUGAUUCUCUGUCCGCCCCACAAGCAUUUCAUGAAGGUCUACUGUGUGCCAGAUGCUGGGGAAACAGACAUGUUGGGAAAGACUAUAUAUUUUUUUAGCGGUCCUGGGUAGUUUCCCUAGGUAAAAUUCCUAAUUUUGCUACUUACUAGUGAAACAGAUUAAGGGGGCUCUCAGCAAGGUAAAUGGUAAAAUAAAACAAUUUUAAUGUUUUACUUCUGACCUUGGCUACAGAGAUUAAAAUGCAAAGUCAGGGCUCUGUAGUUUUGCCAGUUCACUGUUACUGCUCUGGUUGAGUCACUGGCAUUCUCGAUUGUGGGUGGAUACAGACAGCCCAGAAAUGCUCCACUUCCUGUGACUGUCAGCUGGCAAUGAGGGAUAGAGGGGAAGCCCCUUUGUCAGGGUCUCCUCCACUGCAGGGAGGUUUGGACAGUACUUGUAUUUUAGGGCUGUGGACUCAGGGAGGAUGGUAUCUAUUGUGAAUGCAGUCUUUUUCUCACUGAAAUGUCAUCACACUGGAAAGUGUAUUAUAUAUAUAAAAAAAAACAAAGUAUAGUUUUAUAUCCAAAAUAUACAUAAAUUAUGGUCAUUUGGUUUAUCAGAAUAAACUACUGUAAUAUGGACAGUCACUGUAUUUGCA